This is a messenger RNA of Nannochloropsis gaditana CCMP526, 465 nucleotides long. RefSeq lists its product as uncharacterized. The record is from RefSeq and is a predicted model, not a curated record. The transcript is spliced from 5 exons. The coding region runs from base 10 to 465 and encodes 151 amino acids.
CAGGCGGACAUGCCCUCAGGGAAGUGGCGGGAAAGGGAGGGCUUCGGUCACAUCGCGGGAGGUAGCCAGUGGCACAUUGUGCACUGGACUCUGCUGUACGAGGUGGUUGUUGAUCCCCAGGUCCAGAAACUGUUACUCUCGUUGAAGACCACCGGGAUCCCCGACGAGUCCUUUUUCCCCACCGCCGGGCUCUGGUUGCAGGAGAAAGCGCAGGCCCGCGAGAAAGGAUUGAGGCUUCGGAUUUUGAACUUGGACCUGAGAUAUAGCAAUGAGAGCCACCGUCGGGACCUCAGCUACCCUGGAGAACGAGCCAAACUCAAGCACUUGGGGCAAACCAAGAAUAAACUCUGGGCCCGCAAGGCGUUAACGGCCAAGGUAACCUGUGAAUAUACCAACGACUUCUUGCGCCUCCACCACGACUGUGCGCCCUACGAAGGGAUGCAGCCCAUUAUCGACGUCGAAUGA